Eurytemora carolleeae is the source of this 1167-nucleotide messenger RNA. RefSeq names its product serine/threonine-protein kinase tricorner. Gene Ontology annotation, biological process: intracellular signal transduction; peptidyl-serine phosphorylation; intein-mediated protein splicing. NCBI's taxonomy places the organism in Eukaryota, Metazoa, Arthropoda, Copepoda, Calanoida, Temoridae. Gene Ontology annotation, molecular function: ATP binding; protein serine/threonine kinase activity. The record is from RefSeq and is a predicted model, not a curated record.
UGUAUCUUGGUAUCCCUGGUAUCCUGGUAUCCCUGGUAUCCUGGUAUCCUGGUAUCAUUUAUGAUGAUGUGUUUAGGUUUACAAGUAGAUCAGAAACCCCUAAUCUUCGGCUGAACUGUUCCCAGGAUGCCACCCAGAGCCAACCCACCUCUCCUUUAAGUUACACAACCUCCCCCAUGGCAUCGCCUCUCUCUACAUCCUCCUCAUCCCUCAACCCGUUCUCCUCCUCAGCCUCCUUUUCACCCUCCAACCUGCCUCCGGCCUCCUCCCCUCCCUGCCGGGCAACCUCUCCCUUCCAAGAGGCCAAAGAAGCCCUGCUAGGGUUACCAACUAAACUCAGAACCCCUGAUAUAGCUCGUGGGACUAAAAGGGGUUCGGAUGCGGACCGUAAAGGAAAGGAUAGUCCUGGGAAGGGUGGUAGUCCGUUUAGCGGAUGGACGAGUGGACCUGCUAAGUCAAGGACGAGUGCUCCGUCCACCCCCAGUCCUCCUGCUAGUCCUUGUAGUCUUCUCCUAGACUCAAGUUCAGAUAGUGACUCAGGUGUGUUGAGUAUGACUAGUAGUGAAAGUCAAGUUAGAUUCUCUUCACAUACGCUGGACAAAGCAACUAAAGCCAAGGUGACCCUGGAGAACUACUACAGCAACCUUAUCUCACAACAUAGAGAGAGAAAGGACAGACUCAAAAGACUUGAAGAAACAUUGCAGGAUAAUUCUCUGACGGACUCUGCCCGCGUGGAGAAAAGAGUUCAACACGCGGCAAAGGAAACAGAAUUCUUGCGCUUGAAGAGAUCUAGAUUAGGGGUAGACGACUUCGAUCCUCUCAAGGUCAUCGGUAAAGGAGCUUUUGGUGAGGUGAGACUAGUACAGAAGGUAGAUACUGGUCACGUGUACGCUAUGAAAAUUCUUCGUAAGGCUGAUAUGGUGGAGAAAGAACAAUUGGCGCAUGUCCGAGCUGAACGAGACAUAUUAGUUGAAGCAGAUCAUCAGUGGGUGGUCAAGAUGUUUUAUUCAUUCCAGGAUCCUUGUAAUCUUUACCUCAUCAUGGAAUUUCUACCUGGAGGAGACAUGAUGACACUACUAAUGAAGAAGGAUACAUUGUCAGAAGAGGCAACUCAGUUCUAUAUUGCAGAAACAGCCUUAGCUAUAGAGUCCAUACAUAAACUAGGGU